Molecule: messenger RNA, 2304 nt
Organism: Brassica rapa (field mustard)
Lineage: Eukaryota; Viridiplantae; Streptophyta; Magnoliopsida; Brassicales; Brassicaceae
Product: probable serine/threonine-protein kinase PBL6
Biological process (GO): protein phosphorylation
Molecular function (GO): protein kinase activity; ATP binding
Source: RefSeq, a predicted model, not a curated record
AUAAUCCUUGCGGUGUAUCGUAAGCUUUCUUGUGCCUCCCCGUAGACAAAUCCAACACAUAAUUUAUUUAUAAAAGUUCAAAAACCAAAGUUUCUCUCUCCCUCACUUUUGCCCUUUCCUCUUUCUCUCUCCUUCCUUCCUUCCCGUAACCCUUCCCCUCCCUCCCUUCCUUCCUUCCCCCAUAAGCAAAGAUUACAAUCUGUUCCACCUUCGUAGAUUUAGCCAUGGGAUGCUUCGGCCGCACGGGAAAAUCCAGCAAACGUUCCGAGACGAAGAAGAAGAACAACGAUUUCGCCAAACACAACAAACUCGAAAUCGACGCAAACUGCGUCCGUAAGAGCGCAGAUCGCGAUUCACAAACGCAUCCUAGCUCAGAGGGCAGUCCACGUGGAGAUGAUGUGAACAAGGAGGUACCUUCUGAGGAGGAUCAGUUUUCUUUGGACGCAAAGGAUUCAAAUGUGGAAGAUGAAGUUUCGGGGAAGAAAGCAAUGACUUUUGCCUUUGAAGAGCUCUCUGUUUCUACAGGCAACUUCAGGUCUGAUUGUUUACUAGGUGAAGGAGGUUUUGGAAAAGUAUACAAGGGUCUCAUCGAGAGAAUCAAUCAGCAGGUUGUUGCAAUCAAGCAACUUGAUCGAAAUGGUGCUCAGGGAAUUAGAGAGUUCGUGGUGGAAGUGAUGACGCUAAGUCUCGCUGACCAUCCCAAUCUUGUAAAGCUUAUAGGGUUUUGCGCACAAGGUGUUCAGAGGCUAUUGGUCUACGAGUACAUGCCUCUGGGAUCUCUUGAAGAUCAUCUCCAUGAUCUUCCUAAUGGUAAAACCCCACUUUCUUGGAACAACCGGAUGAAAAUAGCAGCUGGUGCAGCGAGAGGUUUGGAGUAUCUUCACGAUACAAUGAAGCCUCCUGUGAUCUACCGUGAUCUUAAAUCUUCAAAUAUCUUGCUCGGUGAAGACUAUCACCCGAAACUCUCUGACUUUGGGUUAGCUAAAGUCGGACCAAGCGGGGAUGCAACACAUGUUUCCACAAGGGUUAUGGGAACGUACGGAUACUGUGCUCCUGAAUACGCAAUGACGGGUCAACUCACAUUCAAAUCAGAUAUCUUCAGUUUCGGAGUUGUCCUCUUGGAGCUUAUCACUGGAAUGAAAGCGAUUUACAAAACAAAAGCGCGUAAAGACCAGACCCUAGUUGGAUGGGCGCGUCCCUUGUUUAAAGAUAGGAAGAACUUUAAGAAAAUGGUUGACCCAUUGAUGGAGGGAGAUUAUCCGGUUAGAGGAUUGUACCAAGCGCUUGCGAUAGCUGCAAUGUGUGUUCAAGAUCAGCCUGGUAUGAGACCGGUGAUAUCGGAUGUAGUUAUGGCUUUGGAUCACUUAGCUUCUUGCAGUUAUGAUGCUACUCACAAAGACAAGCGGACUAAUGUGAUUGAGAAUAGGGUCGAUGAUGAAGAGAAAAAAGUGACCGAAUCUAAUGUUUGUAUGGAGGAAGAAAAACAAGAGAUCAAGAUUUGUUCAGCACAAGCAAAUUAAUCAACAACGGUUCUUUGUUUGGAAAAAAAAAAUAGUUCUUUCUAAAAAUUUGUAGAAUGCUUCGUUUAUAGGAGCAACAAUUUUGUUUCGAGCGAUAUUGUGGUUUCAUGUAAUUUCGAUUCUGGUUUCAGGGAAAUCAUUGUGUGACUCGUUAGAAGUAGUUAACCAAACCGGUGCAAACCGGAAAGCCAUCGGCAUUAGACAUUUACAGGUUAACUGUGACUCUAAACUAACCGUUUGUUCACAUAAUUACUUGCUAUUACGUGGAGUGAAUGGCGACAUGUACAGUAUAUUGUAUAGUAUGUAUCUGAAAGAUGAUAUCUCUUCAUAUACUUGUCUUGUAUCUGUGAUUUGCGAAUAUCACAAAUUGCCCUGCGAGAUGAUUUGUUAGAAAUACAAAGACUCAAAUCCGAAGGAAAAUCUCCAGAUUUGUAAAUAUUAAUCCGAAAAAAUUUAAAAAUCUACAUAUUUCACUUGAAUUUAUAAAUACUAUAUGGAUUUUUAAAUCAAUCAAAAUAUAUAUUAUCUUAUUUUCUAAUUAUAGACAAACUAAUGAAAUAAAGAAAAAGUAUAGAGUAUUUUGGGUAUAGUAUACUGCAUUGAAAUAACAUAUUGAUUAGUAUUUGAACUCAAUGGUCAUUUAGCACAAAAAUAUAGAUAGAAAUACUAUAUUGUGUUUAUAACAGAGAAUUUUGAUCUUCUAUUAUAAAAAAUAUAUAUAUAUAAAAUAAACAUAUAUUAACUUUUGAAAAACUAAAACAUAUUAUAUACAAAAUUAAAACAA